Molecule: messenger RNA, 2649 nt
Organism: Aureobasidium musti
Lineage: Eukaryota; Fungi; Ascomycota; Dothideomycetes; Dothideales; Saccotheciaceae
Source: the annotation of a GenBank genome assembly
UUCCUCACAAUGGCCACUAUUCAACCGACUGAAGAGGAACGUGUGCACCUGCGACGAGUAUCUGCAGACUUCCCUCCUACACCACCAGACUCGGAUUUAAGCGAUACAGAAAAGUCGACGAGCAAACCAGCAUCUACAAAUUUCCCUCUUCCUCCGCCAUCACAUCCGCCAACUGAGAUCAACCCAUUAGAUCACAAGACCCCUGACGGAUGGCUACCACGAGACUCGAGACUGAUCAGAUUGACUGGAGCACACCCGUUCAACUGUGAAGCUCCUCUUACAGAUCUAUAUAACGAAGGAUGGUUGACAAGUCCGGAACUGUUCUACGUAAGAAACCAUGGUCCUGUGCCUCAGGUCAAUGAUGAAGACAUCCCAGACUGGGAGUUUACGAUAGAAGGAGUGCUAGANCUCGUCGAAAAACCACUCACGAUAAAGCUCAAAGACCUCGUUCGAGAAUAUGACCAGAUUAUAUGUCCUGUGACCCUUGUCUGUGCUGGCAACAGACGAAAGGAACAGAACGUUGUCCGCAAGACUAAGGGUUUCUCAUGGGGCGCCGCUGGUGUCUCGAAUGCUUUGUGGACUGGUGUCAUGAUGCAUGAGAUUUUGAAGAAGGCUGGGCUGAAGAGAGGAGCAAGAUACGUGUGUAUGGAAGGUGCCGACAAACUGCUCAACUGGGCAAUGGAUCCUAAUAGAGGCAUGAUGCUGGCCUAUAAGAUGAACGGCGAGAUGCUAACACCCGACCACGGCAAGCCGCUGCGAGCCAUCAUUCCUGGUCAAAUCGGAGGUCGCAGUGUUAAGUGGCUGAAGAAGCUCAUCAUCACCGAUAAGCCAAGUGAUAACUGGUACCAUAUCUACGACAACCGAGUCCUGCCAACAACCGUCUCGCCAGAGGAAUCUGCAAACAACAAGGACUGGUGGAUGGAUGAGAGAUAUGCCAUCUACGACUUGUCGACCAACUCGGCAAUGGCACAUCCGGUCCACGAAGAGCAGUUAUGUGUAGUCGGUGCCCCACAGAACUAUCGUGUCAAGGGAUACGCUUACGGUGGUGGUGGUCGCCGUGUAACUCGUGUCGAAGUCACUUUGGAUAAAGGCAAGAGCUGGCGUCUUGCAAAUGUCGACUAUGCUGAAGACAGAUACCGAGAAGCAGGCCCUGUCGACCUUUACGGUGGCAGAUUAGACAUGGAAUGGAGAGAAAGCUGUUUCUCCUGGGCAUUCUGGAACAUCGACAUCCCGGUCGAUGAUUUGAAAGACGCAAAAGACAUCAUGUGUCGAGCCAUGGACGAAAGCAUGAAUGUCCAGCCUCGUGACAUGUACUGGAGUGUUCUGGGUAUGAUGAACAACCCUUGGUACCGAAUCGCCAUCCACCGAGAGAACGACUAUCUGCGUUUCGAGCACCCCACGCAACCCGCGUUGAUGCCUGGCGGCUGGAUGGAACGCGUGAAGAAGCUCGGGGGCAAUCUUGCCAACGGGUACUGGGGCGAACAGCUCGGAAGCUCAGAAGCACCAGAACCUGUUACGGAAGCAGCGCAAGAUGUCAAGAUGACCAAGGACGGAGUGAACAAGAAAAUCACUAUCGACGAUCUUCGCAAGCAUGACACGGAACAAGCCCCAUGGUUCGUCGUAAAUGGAGAAGUCUACGACGGUACAGCAUUCUUGGAAGGUCAUCCCGGAGGUGCUCAAAGCAUUGUUUCAGCAGCUGGACUGGACAGUACUGAUGAGUUUAUGGCUAUUCACAGCGAGACUGCUAAAGCCAUGAUGCCAACAUAUCACAUUGGCACGCUAGAUGAAGAGGGCAAGAGAGCAUUGAGUGGCGAGGAAGCACAGCCUGACGAGAAUGCGACACCUUCGGAAACUUUCUUGAACCCACGCACAUGGAAGAAAGCCAUCUUGCAAUCAAAAACUACGGUGUCUUGGGACAGCCGUAUCUUCAGAUUCAAGCUCGAAACUGAGGAUCAGGAACUUGGUCUUCCUACUGGCCAGCACAUCAUGAUGCGUCUACGAGAUCCAGUGACACGUGAGGCCAUCAUCCGGUCUUACACACCCAUAUCAGAGACGGCCGAGAAGGGCUUCGUUGACAUCCUGAUCAAGGUGUACUUCAAGAAUGACGCACAAGAGGGAGGUAAGAUGUCAACAGCUCUCGACUCUUUACCUAUCGGUCACUUCGUCGACUUCAAAGGACCAAUUGGCAAGUUCCAAUAUCUGAGCCAAGGUCUCUGUGCAAUCAAUGGCGUUGAGCGCCGUAUCUCGCAAUUUGUCAUGAUUUGUGGUGGAUCAGGUGUCACACCGAUCUAUCAAGUAUUCCGUGCAGUAAUGCAGGAUGCUGGUGACAAUACUAAGUGCACGUUGCUGGAUGGCAACCGCCUCGUCGAAGACAUUCUGUGCAAGGGCGAGCUGGACAGCUAUGCCAAGGACAACGAACACAAAGCAAAGCUUCUAUACACCCUCACUCAAGCGCCAGACCACUGGGAUGGUCUGAGAGGACGUAUCGCUGCACCGCUGCUUGCUGAACAUGCCAGUAAAGAAGCACUUAAGCUUGAGCCGACUGAACAAGCUUUGGUUCUGAUCUGUGGGCCUGAAGCCCUCGAGAAAAGUUGCCAUGCUGCGUUACUGAACCAAGGCUGGCGUGAUGAUGAGAUGCUCUUCUUCUGA